Oncorhynchus tshawytscha (Chinook salmon) is the source of this 1588-nucleotide messenger RNA. It is a transcript of the gene deptor, whose product is annotated as DEP domain containing MTOR-interacting protein. The record is from RefSeq and is a predicted model, not a curated record. Gene Ontology annotation, biological process: intracellular signal transduction; negative regulation of TOR signaling. Gene Ontology annotation, molecular function: protein binding. Lineage: Eukaryota; Metazoa; Chordata; Actinopteri; Salmoniformes; Salmonidae.
AACUGACAUUUCCUGGUUGCACGCGUGUAUAACUUCAACCUAUUAGGAAGUCGGACAUUUCAGAGUUUCUUAGUUCCAACUAGCACUUGAACGCGGCAAUAAUCAGAGAGGUGCGGCGGAAGAGGGCGAAAACGCGACGUGGGGACCGCAUCAAGGCAAAUUCGUGAUGUGACGCCGUCGCGGAAACGUAAUCUAGCGUCUUCUAGCGACAAAUCAAGGAGCCAAUAGCUGUAAUCACUGAAAACCAUUCGGCAACACUGCACGGUGUCAACGUGCUUUUCAUGGUAGGAUCGCGUAGUAAACAGAGGCAGAGGUCCGAGUGGAGCUCAUUACUACUGAAGAAAUCUAUGCACAUUUCACAAGGAAUCGCUGUUCGUUGAAUGAAGCUUUACGGACGAGAAAAUAAUAUGCAUACGUUUUUAGAUGAUUAUGCUGCUGGUUUACAAAUCUAGGACAACGUGAUCUCGAGGAACAAUAAAUCAGCUAUUUUUUAUCCAUGGUGUUUGCAAGUUGUAAAGAGAUGGAUGGUAUCGGGAACACCAUGCAGAAGAAGGCUGCGGAGCUCGAGCGCAUGGCCGAGGUUCUCGUCACCGGAGAGCAGUUGAGGCUGCGUCUCCAUGAAGGGAAGGUGGUUAAGGACCGCAGACAUCACCUGAGGACGUAUCCCAACUGCUUUGUGGCCAAGGAGCUGAUCGACUGGCUGCUGGAGCACAAGGAGGCGUCAGACAGAGACACGGCCAUUAAGAUCAUGCAGAAACUCCUGGAUCAAAGCAUCAUCCAUCACGUUUGUGACGAGCACAAGGAGUUCAAAGACAUGAAACUGUUCUAUCGCUUCAGGAAAGACGACGGGACGUUUCCGUUGGACAACGAAGCCAAGGUCUUCAUGAGGGGACAACGGAUAUAUGAAAAGCUGAUGAUGAACACGGAGACGUCCAUCCUAGCGACUCGGGAAGAAGAGGGUGAGACGUUUGAACGGACGCUGGUGGCCUCGGAGCUUGUUGAUUGGCUGCUGGCGGAGGGAGAGAUGGCGACCCGAGAGGAGGCGGAGCAUCUUGGACGGAGGCUUCUAGAACACGGGAUCAUGCAGCAUGUGACCAACAAGCACCACUUUGUGGAUGGAGGGCUGCUGUACCAGUUCAGACUGAACUUCCGAAGGAGACGACGUCUGAUGGAGCUGCUGAACGAGCGCUGUCGUACCAUCCCAGAGAGCCAUGACAGCCCCUUCUGUCUCCGCAAACAGAACCCAGAGGGAAGCAACACCAGCUUCCUAUCUGUGAGUCCUACUAAAGAGAUCAAGAUGAUAGUGGGUAUCCGUCGUAGCAGCAUGAGCAGCAGCUGUGGCAGCAGUGGUUACUAUAGCAGCAGUCCCACCCUCAGUAGCAGCCCCCCGGUGCUCUGUAACCCAAAGUCAGUGUUGAAGAGACAAGUGAGUCCUGAGGAGCUGCAGACCCCAGGAGGCCCUUACAUAAAGAAGACAUUCACAAUCGUGGGGGAUGCGGUGGGCUGGGGCUUCGUGGUGCGGGGCAGUAAGCCCUGCCACAUCCAGGCUGUCGACCCCAGUGGUCCCGCAGCUGCAGCUGGGAUGAAG